Paramecium sonneborni is the source of this 536-nucleotide messenger RNA. NCBI's taxonomy places the organism in Eukaryota, Ciliophora, Oligohymenophorea, Peniculida, Parameciidae. The record is from the annotation of a GenBank genome assembly.
AUGUUAGAAAUAAAAAGAGGAAACUAGAGAAAUGAAAUAAAAGUAGAGAAAUCAAAGACUAGUUUAAUAUGUUAAUACUCCUUUAAAUUAAUUCGUACACCAGUAAGGUAUGAUUGGAAUAUUAAAUAAAAAUAGGGGAGAGUUUUGUUAUCAUUAGCAAUGUUUUUGUUUGAAUAGUUAUUUAGAGAUGAUGAAAUCAGCAGAACAUAGGAAAUGGGUAUGUCCAAUAUGUAAGAAAGUGUGUUUAAAUUUAAUAAUUGAUAAAUCAUAGAAAUUGAUUUUGGAUAUAGUGAGAGAAUUGAAAUUAAAGGUUGAAUAUGUAACUUUAAAUAAUAAUGUAAGAAAUAAAAAAUAUGAAGGGUAGUUUGGAUAAGGAUGAUGUGUUAUAUAAAAUAAUAUUAGAGAAGGAUUAAAUUAGAAAUGGAUUAAUUGAAUUGAAUGGAACAAUAAAUGAAAUAGAUGUUAAUAGUGAAAUAGGAUAUGAAGUAGAGUAGAUAGAAGAUAGAAAUGAAGCUGAAAUAAUAAUAUGUGAUUGA